Gavialis gangeticus (Gharial) is the source of this 2524-nucleotide messenger RNA. RefSeq lists its product as uncharacterized. Lineage: Eukaryota; Metazoa; Chordata; Crocodylia; Gavialidae. The record is from RefSeq and is a predicted model, not a curated record. Gene Ontology annotation, molecular function: lipid binding. The coding region runs from base 421 to 1770 and encodes 449 amino acids. The transcript has 14 exons.
CAGCCUCUGCUUGUGCUGAGAUUGGGCACCUGCACUGGAGCUGCCAUCUCUAGUGCAACUCGUGUGUAGCAAAGGGUCAGGGUAGUCAACCUUAUAACAUGCAGCUGAUAGUUCUGGGUACCAUGUCUGCUAGUCCUGUGAAUGGUGCCCCUGGGCACGGAGUGCUAAAAUUGGACAUCUUUUACUGGGUCAGGGCAGUAGCAACUGCUCGGAGCGACUGGCCUGUGCUAACCCUUCCCCUCUAAUAUUGCACUUACAAUUUUACACUUGCAAUCAACCGUGGGAACAGAGCGGCAGAUUCAGGUUGUUCGAGAGCUGGCCGCAGACAUCUCUGUGUCUAUUGUUUGCAGCUGCAAUGAAUCCAGGGCACAACCAGAGGCUGGACUGAGAUUCCUGGGGACUUUGCCCUACUUAGCCUGCAUGAAAGCAAGGACACGAUGCCGUUCUUCUAUCUAUGACAGGAGAUCGGGGUCCAGAGCACCGAGUCUCACAGCAGUGUUUUUCGUUACAGCUUGCGAAGAAUUAAUGAGCGGCCUUUUCAAGUCUGAAUCAAGGAAUAUCACAUUCCCUGGAUUAAAAUUUACCUCGGUCUUUAUCAAAGACUUGCACGUGGCUACAAUUAUCAUCUACCCGGUCAAGAUAUUGUGCGUUCCUGGAGUUGGGGUCAAGGUGAUAUUUACUGCUAAACUCCACAUCCUAGGCACUUGUACCAGCAACAUCCUCCCAGGCAUGGUCACGAUCAGCCUGAAAGUACGCUGCAUUGCUCUGGUCCUGCUGACCCAGUUCUCGCCCCUGAGCAACACCUUCCCCAUCAACAGCUCCAAGUGUGCCGUGGCCUUCCUUAAUGUCACAAGCAGCUUACCCGACGUCAAUGCAGGCGUGAUAGCCUCGCUACAGAACAGUGUCACGUUCGAGAUACAGACCAAGAUAUCCAAAAUAUUCUUCAGAUCUCUGUCUCUCGGACACGAAACGAUGCUGGAUGAUCUGACAACUGCACUUCCAAUUGAAAGCGGGAAAAUCCGGUAUGUGAUUCAAACUCCGAAGGUCCACAACUGCACUAUUGAAGUCCCUGUCCUGACUGAGUAUGAGACUGACAGUGGAGAGAAAAUCCUCAUCCCGCCGGAGCCAGAUGGCGAUAUCAAGUUGCCAGAAUAUCACGAGACUUCUGAGGCCAUUGGGCAGACUGUACUCACUUUUAUCUACUCCAGAAUUGUCUUACCAAAACCUCUGUCCAUCCCUUGCACUCCUGCGACGUUUUAUGAAACGACCGCGCUCGAGAACAUUAUUACGGAUCUGAUCGUUUCCAGGUGCUCGAUCUGUCCCGUGAUCUUUUCCUCACUCGUCAUCAACAUCAAGGUGCUUAGGCCUCUGGAGGUGUACUUGGACGUGGGUGUGUGCAACAUGAACAUCUCUCUCACUCUGGAGAUUGUCACUAAGCAUGGGAAUGGCAGCUUGAGUCUCCUGAAGCUGGAAGUAAGACUUGAUAUGACAGCUAUACUUCAAGUUACCAACGGGCAUGUACUGUUUAUUACAACCCUGGACAGAUUGCACAUCAGAUGGAUUUCCUCGGUUGUUGGACGGGUUAAUGUCGAACGCCUUUACCCAACCCUGAAAGCUUUUGUCUUGAAAAUUAUAAUGAAGAACAUCAACUUUAAUCUCCAAAAAGGGAAGUUCCCACUCCAUAAAUGGCCAGGAUUGAAACCCAAAGCUGCCAAGUGCCGUUUUGCUAAGCGCUGCAUUGUGUGCUGUAACCGUGGCAAGAAGGGAUAAUGUCCGAGAUGCGGUGCUUGCUGUUGUGCCCCUGACACGGAGCAGGAGGGAAGACAGACCACCAUGCACCAAGAGAUUUAAGUCCUGUUUCCCUUUUCCCUCCACUGUAAGAUUUUUAUGCUAACAUGGGGGGAAAAAAACAACACAUCCUUUUGCAUUUCCGAUGAAGAAAUACAGGAAAUCUGAAUGGGCUCCUUAAUAAUUAUUAAGUGAACACUGUCCGAGUUGCUAUUUUUCAGAUCAGCUCUGUCUUGGGUUAUAUGGUUUAGGGGGAGAUGGAGGACUCUGUGGUUAUUUUGCUGUUGCUUUUGUUUGCUCUUUUAAUAAACCUUCCUCCUUCCAGCACUCAAGCUGUGCUCUUUCCCCCUUGCUGCAGAGUUCAGUUCCCCGCUGGAUAAACCAGCACACGCAGAUCGGGGUUAUAAGGUUUCGGAGGAGCUCAGGUGGGCAUGGGUAAUUCCAUCUGUUGGUCCUCAGGGAAUCGUAGCUGUUAGAAAUGAGAAAAAUCCUGCUUGCUUUUCUGACCCGUGGCUCCCUAUAACCUGCUUUCUACGGCUGCGUUCGACUGUUUGUUGUUUUUGUUUGUUAAAUAAUUUAUCUCAUUUUUAUUGUAAGCUGCUCUGGUCUUUUUGGGGGAGGGCAGCAUAUCAAUCAAGUAAAUAAGCCUAGUCUUCAAGGUAAUCCGUGAAGGAGGGGAAAAUGCGUUUGUGCCCUUUUCUGGCUUGUUAUGAUGUUCAUUUAUAUAUAGCUCUAU